Messenger RNA from Enhydra lutris kenyoni (northern sea otter), 2767 nucleotides. RefSeq names its product zinc finger protein 174. The transcript has 5 exons. NCBI's taxonomy places the organism in Eukaryota, Metazoa, Chordata, Mammalia, Carnivora, Mustelidae. The coding region runs from base 934 to 2166 and encodes 410 amino acids. The record is from RefSeq and is a predicted model, not a curated record.
UUGAACUGCCUUCACUUACAAUCUCCUUACAUAUAAUGCAGCCCAAGAGACUACUGACAGGGAAAUGGAAGGCAUUCCUGGUAGCAGUCCUUUUUAACAAAACAGGAGCGUCACAGCACGCAGGGCCCCGGCCUCGAAGAUGUAUGCCACGCCGCAGAUUUUCCAUAUCCUGCACCUUGUCCGGAUGCAGACUCAUUUAGUAAAUGCUACCCUAGUUUCAGGCGGAUGACGAAGCUCGUGCUCCUCUUUGACCCCUAACAUCCCGUCCAUAGUUCGUUUGAGAAUGCUGUUCUCGUGUUUCACUCUGGCGAAGACCCAGGCGCUCGGCGGAAAGCAGGACAAGGCGGCGAGGAAGCGGAGUACUUACCAGACUCGCUCGGCGGCCGGUCCGGAAGUCAGCGACUGGACAACUCCCCGACUUCUGGCGCUAACCUACCCGCUGCGCAUGGUCGCGAGCGGCGCCAUUGGACUACAGCUCCCAGCGUGCACUGCGAAAGGCCGGUCGCCGUCCCUCGCCAGCAUCGACAAACUCAGCAGCAAAUAGACGCGAGAGACUGCCCUCUGGGAGCCAAUCCCCCGGGAGAGGGGGCGGACCCCCAGUGCCGUAUUUCCUUGCGUCAUUCUCCCCUCAGCCAGUGGGAGUGUUCGCGACGAGCGGCCUCGGCUCCGCCCCCAGCCCUGGCUCCUGGUUUCCGGGUCCCAGGUCCCCAGAGAGGACGUUAUGAGUUUCCUCCAUUUCGAGACAGUUGAGGAAACUGCCAGAGGGUCAGACUCUCCCCACCGUCAGUCCCUGUGUUGUCCUCGGGAGCUUGGGGCCUGUGUGUGCCCCGCCCUCCCCCACAUCUUGCUGACGUUGAGAGAGACUUGUGCAGAGCCAUGAGCCCGAAGGCUUGAGCUGCUUCGGAGGAGAGAGCCAGUCUCCCGAGCCCCAAGAUGGCGGCUAAGAUGGAGAUAACUUUGAGCUCGCAGUCCCACAUUCAGGCUUCCUCCAAGCCAGAGAGACACAUAAUAACAAAACUGGAAGACAAACGGGGACCCACUCUGCAAAAAGACCGCCUCGAUCCUGAGCUCUCCCGCCAGAGCUUUCGACGGUUUUGUUAUCAAGAGGUGUCUGGACCCCAAGAGGCCCUCUCCCGGCUCCAGCAGCUCUGCCGUCAGUGGCUGCAGCCCGAGCUGCACACCAAGGAACAGAUUUUGGAGCUGCUCGUGCUGGAGCAGUUCCUGAACAUCCUGCCUCCGGAGAUCCAGGCCCGGGUCAGGCAUCGAUGUCCAGUGAGCAGCAAGGAGAUUGUGACCCUGGUGGAAGAUUUUCAAAGAGCUCCCAAGAGACCAAAGCAGUGGGUGGCCGUUUGUAUGCAGGGGCAGAAGGUGCUCUUGGAGAAGACUGGGUCUCAGCUUGGAGAACAGGAACUCCCAGACUUUCAACUGCAAACUCCUAGAAGCUGUCCCAGGGAGAACUCUUUGGAGGAGCCUUCCCAGGCGGAAUCUCAAGACCAGCUGAGCACUCAUCAUUGGGACAAAUCCCCACUCCUCCAGGAACCAAGCCCCAAAUUGGCCGGCCCAGAGGCCCCCAGAAUGAAAAGUGACAACAAGGAAAAUCCUCAGCCAGAGGGGGCUAAAGGAGGAAAGCCAUGUGCAGUUUCCCCUGGCAGAUCCAAAGGGAAUGGUCUGCAGAGUCCUGAGCCGAGAGGGGCGAGUAUGAGUGAACCCCGGUUGUCCCGGAGGCAGGUCAGCCCCCCAAAUGCUCAGAAGCUGUUCACUCACUAUCAGAGACAUUGCAGGGAACUGGAAUACAUCAGCAGCCCCCUGAAGAGCCACCCGCUGCGAGAGCUGAAGAAAAGCAAAGGAAGCAAAAGGAGCCUGAGCAGUCGUUUGCAACGUCUUGGUCACCAGCCGACCCGCUCAGCAAAGAAGGCUUACAAAUGUGAUGACUGUGGGAAAAGCUUCACGUGGAAUUCGGAGCUCAAAAGACACAAGCGUGUACACACAGGGGAGAGGCCCUACACGUGCGGAGAGUGUGGGAACUGCUUUGGGCGCCAGUCUACCCUGAAGCUGCACCAGAGGAUCCACACCGGGGAGAAGCCGUACCAGUGCAGCCAGUGUGGGAAAAGCUUUCGCCAGAGCUCAAACCUCCACCAGCACCACAGACUCCACCACGGGGACUGACAGCGGGGCUUCGCGCACUCGGUUCAGAAGGAAGGCGUCUGUGUUUCUCUUUCCCCUCACUUGCAUGUAAACCACAGACUGACUGUGUGACUUACAAGGAAAGCAAGAAGUCCCUGAGGAAUGCCGGUGCACGUUUGGCUCUGAGAAGUCCCAGAAGACACCAAGGGGGAUGUGACCCUGUUGGUGACCGAGUGAAGAGAUGGCGGCUCUGGGUGUUGAGUCAGAGAGAACCGGGGUUUCUGCUAGAGAGCAGGGAGUAACGGCCAAGAUAAUCCGGCCGAUCCUGCGGGGUCUCCUGCCCCUUUAUUUAUCCUCUAAACAUGUCCAAGGGUAAAUUACGUAUAUAUUUAAUGUACUUGCUGUCAUACCAGACACUCUGGAUCAUAUACACGCUUCUUUAAUAAAGAUCAGUGAGCCACUAGAAUUCCAAUUUCAUUGGAAUAUAAAUCCCCUAAUAUUCUUACUCUAGUUUCUGGCUGGUCAUAACAAAGGACACAUGAAGUGAGAGUUUGAACAUGUUUGUAUGAGGAGAGGAUUUCCAAGUAAAUAGUGCUUUUACACACACACACACACACACACACACAUAUGCAGUUCACACAUG